This is a messenger RNA of Venturia canescens, 1250 nucleotides long. Its product is annotated as RNA transcription, translation and transport factor protein. Gene Ontology annotation, molecular function: RNA binding. The record is from RefSeq and is a predicted model, not a curated record. The coding region runs from base 168 to 911 and encodes 247 amino acids. Gene Ontology annotation, biological process: tRNA splicing, via endonucleolytic cleavage and ligation. Lineage: Eukaryota; Metazoa; Arthropoda; Insecta; Hymenoptera; Ichneumonidae. Gene Ontology annotation, cellular component: tRNA-splicing ligase complex. The transcript has 4 exons.
UCGUCCCCGUCGUCCGUCGUUUGUCGUCGUGAUUGAUUCACCGAUUCGCCGACGGGUUGAACACGUUGAACUAACAUCACAAAAAUAUCACGAGUGUCAAAUUUUCCAAAAAUAUUGCGUUGCCUUUAACACAAUUACGAAAUAAAUUAAUUGAACGUGAAUACAUAAUGUUUAAGCGUAGACUGAAAACUUUAAAUUAUUUAGACUGGGAUAAAGUAAAUGGAAACGAACCUCAACAUUUUCGUAAACUCGUUGUAUGGCUGGAGGACCAAAAGAUUCGUCACUACACAAUACAGGACCGUGAAGAUCUCAGGAACAUAGGAAAUGAAAAAUGGCAGAACGCAUUUGCAAAGUACUUGGAAGAUUUGGAAUGUCCGAUAAAAACGUGUUCUUUGGAUCAACUCGAAUGGCUUCUGGGGUUGGCCAUUCGUUUGGAGUUCGAAGAUGAUUUGAAAAAGUAUCAGAACAUCAAAGGUAAACUGACUGAAACGAAGGCAGCGGCUGUCCCUACAAUAAAAUCAACGAACCCCCUUGAUAACCUUGAUUUUGAGAGCAAUGAAUUUAAAUCCGGUGUCAGAAACGUUGCUCAAUUAUUGAACGUCACGCAGCACGUUAACCAUCUGAUAACGUUGGAUGCGUGCAGCAAACUAGUUUGCCAAAGACUUAAUUCCGUAGCUCUGGCGAAUCCAAGUUUUGUAGUGGUGAAAGGAAAGCCUUAUCCAAUAACGGAGAUAGAUCUGGGCUUCAAUAUGGGUGACCGUGUACUGAACAAUGCGGCUCAAGCUUUGACCUUAUUAUACAUUCAGGAUCUUCGAAAUCUCCAAACAAAAAUAAACGAGGCGAUAGUGAGUGUCCAAAGUAUAACUGCGAAUCCUAAGACUGACACAAAAUUGGGAAAAGUUGGAAUUUAAACGCCGAGCUCGGAGCUUGACACGAGGAUUUUCUGCUUUUUUUUCUCUUCUGGCACAUCACAGGCUACCAAGUGCACUUAGAAUUCAAAAAUAUAAAUAGGUAAAUUUGUAAGAUCCAAACUGCUAGAUGAAAAAUAGACGUGAUUUGUACAAUUGUUUCUAACGAAAUUGGAUCUUAGAAUUUCUCGAUUUGUAACCGAGAUGUAGAUAUCUUUUGUAAAAACAUUGAUUGAAAAGUCUCGCAUACAGAUUGAAUUUCAGUCGUUUUAGCAUGCAAAAGGAAAGAUGAACAAAUUCAAUGUGCAACAUGCUAUUAAUAAAUAUUUAUUAAAUCAACAA